Messenger RNA from Microplitis mediator, 952 nucleotides. RefSeq lists its product as uncharacterized. The transcript is spliced from 3 exons. Lineage: Eukaryota; Metazoa; Arthropoda; Insecta; Hymenoptera; Braconidae. The record is from RefSeq and is a predicted model, not a curated record. Bases 11 to 640 code for a protein of 209 amino acids.
UUGGGCUAUCAUGAGCAAUAAGGGCAAAGAUUGUUAUUCGAAAAUUUUUGAAUUCAUCAAAAGUCACUUUCCUUCUUUCAAUCCCGAAUCGUACAUGUCCGACUUUGAAAUUGGAUUACACAACGCCGUGGAAGCUGCGUUUCCUGGUAUUGUAGCUAAACAUUGUUAUUUCCACUAUGCCCAGGCGAUAAUCAAAAAAUCUAAUGAACUGGGGUUGAUAAAUAAAUCCCUUACAACACCAUCAUCGGAUCCUGACAUUUAUGCAGUUGUUAAGCAGCUCAUAGCACUAGCGUUACUCCCACCAGGACUUGUUUUAUUAACCUACCAUAAAAUGAAGGCAAAUGUAAAUAGUUGCUUCGGAAAUCAUUUUGAAGCAAUAUUUACAUAUUACGAAAACUUCUGGCUAAAGAUAAUAAAACCGGAAGGAUUCAGCGUGUACGGUUUGACUGAAGAUCGAACUAAUAAUUAUGAGGAGUCAAGUAACCGAACACUUAAUGAGUUGUUGAAAAAACAUCCUCAUCCUAAUCAAUUCAUAGAAACAAUAAAGUACUUGGCAUUAGAUGCGAGGGUAGUAAGAAACUCAAUAAAUUUAGGGAAAUACAUUACUAAACAACCCAAAAAAAAAAACGGCAGAAAGUAAUGAAGAAAUUGAGGAAUUCUGGGAUGUUAUUAAUAAAACGAUUAGUGAUGUCGGUGAGGAUAAAAUCGAUGGCUUACAUUUUAUCAAUCAAUUAUCGUCCGUUAAGAAACUGCUCGAUAUGGAAAUGGAGCAAUUGAUAAAGAAAGUAAACAAUGUCAAGCCAUUGGAUAAAUGCAUGAAAGAAAAAAUUGACAAGCUGACUGACAUUGAAACCAUAGAAAUAUACCGGGAUAAUUUACUACUUACAAAUUUAAAAAAUAUUAGAAGAUUGUACCUUCAAAAAAAUAAAUUUGUAAAAAUAAUUGUAUUGGA